Molecule: messenger RNA, 1128 nt
Organism: Oncorhynchus masou masou (cherry salmon)
Lineage: Eukaryota; Metazoa; Chordata; Actinopteri; Salmoniformes; Salmonidae
Exons: 2
Coding region: 1-1128 (375 amino acids)
Source: RefSeq, a predicted model, not a curated record
AUGCAGGUGCACUACGCCACAAAGUCACAUGACGAGGGCUGCACAUGCAGUCAGUACCUCCAAUCUGCCAUCUUCAGAAGUCAGUACCUCCAAUCUGCUAACUUCAGAAGUCAGUACCUCCAAUCUGCUAACUUCAGAAGUCAGUACCUCCAAUCUGCUAACUUCAGAAGUCAGUACCUCCAAUCUGUUAACUUCAGAAGUCAGUACCUCCAAUCUGCUAACUUCAGAAGUCAGUACCUCCAAUCUGCUAACUUCAGAAGUCAGUACCUCCAAUCUGCUAACUUCAGAAGUCAGUACCUCCAAUCUGCUAACUUCAGAAGUCAGUACCUCCAAUCUGCUAACUUCAGAAGUCAGUACCUCCAAUCUGCUAACUUCAGAAGUCAGUACCUCCAAUCUGCUAACUUCAGAAGUCAGUACCUCCAAUCUGCUAACUUCAGAAGUCAGUACCUCCAAUCUGCUAACUUCAGAAGUCAGUACCUCCAAUCUGCUAACUUCAGAAGUCAGUACCUCCAAUCUGCUAACUUCAGAAGUCAGUACCUCCAAUCUGUUAACUUCAGAAGUCAGUACCUCCAAUCUGCUAACUUCAGAAGUCAGUACCUCCAAUCUGCUAACUUCAGAAGUCAGUACCUCCAAUCUGCUAACUUCAGAAGUCAGUACCUCCAAUCUGCUAACUUCAGAAGUCAGUACCUCCAAUCUGCUAACUUCAGAAGUCAGUACCUCCAAUCUGCUAACUUCAGAAGUCAGUACCUCCAAUCUGUUAACUUCAGAAGUCAGUACCUCCAAUCUGCUAACUUCAGAAGUCAGUACCUCCAAUCUGCUAACUUCAGAAGUCAGUACCUCCAAUCUGCUAACUUCAGAAGUCAGUACCUCCAAUCUGCUAACUUCAGAAGUCAGUACCUCCAAUCUGCUAACUUCAGAAGUCAGUACCUCCAAUCUGCUAACUUCAGAAGUCAGUACCUCCAAUCUGCUAACUUCAGAAGUCAGUACCUCCAAUCUGCUAACUUCAGAAGUCAGUACCUCCAAUCUGCUAACUUCAGAAGUCAGUACCUCCAAUCUGCUAACUUCAGAAGUCAGUACCUCCAAUCUGCUAACUUCAGAAGUCAGUACCUCCAAUCUGCCAUCUUCUGA